This is a messenger RNA of Anolis sagrei ordinatus, 1804 nucleotides long. RefSeq names its product TNF superfamily member 13b (gene TNFSF13B). The record is from RefSeq and is a predicted model, not a curated record. Gene Ontology annotation, cellular component: membrane. Gene Ontology annotation, molecular function: tumor necrosis factor receptor binding; receptor ligand activity. Lineage: Eukaryota; Metazoa; Chordata; Lepidosauria; Squamata; Anolidae. Gene Ontology annotation, biological process: immune response; positive regulation of B cell proliferation.
GCACAAAACAGUUGGGCUAGCCACUUAUAAAAUGAAUCUGAAACUGAAAUGAGGAAGGUGUGUAGAGGAACAAAGCCACAAAUUGUACAGUCGCACAACAUUUAAUGCUUUUAUCAACAGUCCCAUAUAACAGGAAGUAUAUGUUGGCUGCACAUUGUGGAUGCAGCUGGCCAACUGGAUCCAUUCUUUGGAGUGAGAAACACCUGGCUUUCAAGACAGGAGUCAAGAUGUUAAUGGGUCACCGGCGAGGAAAGAGCAACCCCUCCCCUUCAGCAUCUGGUUCUAAGUACAAAGGGCUCUUGCUGAUCUUGCUAGGGCUUGCAGUGCUUGUGUCUUCUUGUCUUGCAGCGGUCUCACUUUACUAUGUUACUGUCUUGAAAACGGAACUAACCAUUCUGACUAGCAAGCUAAACUCCAGAGUCCAAGCACGGCUUCCAUCCUCACUGUCCUUGGGGUCUCUGGAGAAAAGGAAAGAGGCCAGUCCGUUCCUUCCCCACUGGAAGAAGUCGGAAGGUUCUACGAGCCAGGGGGCUGCUUUCAGACCACAUCCAAGUAGCCAAGAGGCCAUGCGGAAUGGAGAGCAACACAGGAAGAAAAGGUCUUCAGGUGAAACAGUGCUACAGUCAUGUCUGCAACUGAUGGCUGACAGCAAAAGGGACAUUCAGCAAAAUGAUGAUUCAAGUCUGGUUCCUUGGCUUCUUAGUUUCAAAAGAGGAACUGCUCUGGAAGAACAAGGGAAUAAAAUACUGGUCAGAGAAACUGGCUACUUUUUCAUUUAUGGCCAGGUUUUAUAUACAGAUGAAUUAUUUGUAAUGGGACAUAUGAUCCAGAGGAGAAAGGCUCAUGUUGUUGGUGAUGACCUUAGUCUGGUUACAUUAUUCCGCUGCAUCCAAAACAUGCCGGCCACCAAUCCUAAUAACUCUUGUUAUACUGCUGGCAUUGCAAAAUUAGAAGAAGGAGAUGAGCUUCAGCUGACGAUACCACGGAGUGGAGCUAACAUCGUUUUAAGUGGUGAUGUCACUUUUUUUGGUGCAGUUAGACUUCUUUAGCAUUUGUGUGUUUCUCAUUAAUUUCCCAGCAUUUUUCCGUGCCUCUCACACAGAAAGGAGUGUAAUAUGGAGUCACUCCUGUUGAGUUCGUUGUCGGUUUCUUUUUAGCCUGAUUAAUUGUGGCGUACUUUGCUAUUUGAUUAACGUCUUCAAAACAGGAACUUCAACAGACAUGCUCUGCAUUCGCCCUCCCUCUCAUGUGGAUUACCAGAAAUGAAACUUUUUUUGGACAAUACAAAUAGCAGUUGUUGUAUAAGAAUCUAAGAGGAUCUGUGCUAGAUCAGAUCAAAACAACUAUCUAGUUUAGUGCUUUGUUUGCAAAAGUGUUCAUCCAGAAGUAACCAUUUAUGCCUGUCUCAGGGCCCUUCCACACAGCCCUAUAUUCCAUAAUAUCAAGGCAGAAAAUCCUACAAUAUCUGCUUUGAACUGAGUUAUCUGAGUCCACACAUAGAUAAUGUGGGAUUUUCUAGGAUAUAGGAAUGUGUGGAAGGGCCCUCAGCCCUCUUUGCCCUGACCAACAUAAACCAGAGGGUUAAAACUUACAUCAGGUUUCAUUUUUUGGAGAAGAGGGAAACAAUAUAACCUCUGCUGAGCUCUGUCUAUGGUAUCCCAUAAGAUUAAAAUGUGGAUUGUUACACUUAGUAUAUUCUUAUGCAUUUAAAGGUCAAAGACAAAAUAAUAGGUGUGCUUGGUUAACAAUUUAUGUAUAAUCAUGCAUGUAUAAUGUUUGCAAAUGAUUAUUAAAACUAUUCAGA